Emiliania huxleyi CCMP1516 is the source of this 790-nucleotide messenger RNA. RefSeq lists its product as hypothetical. The record is from RefSeq and is a predicted model, not a curated record. NCBI's taxonomy places the organism in Eukaryota, Haptophyta, Isochrysidales, Noelaerhabdaceae. The coding region runs from base 12 to 404 and encodes 130 amino acids. The transcript has a single exon.
CGCCGUACCCGAUGCAGCUGCAUGCGGGCGAGCCUGUUGACCCGACGGUGGUGUCGACGUCGCCUGGCCUGGUCAAGAUUGUUACCGCGCGCGAGCUGCCGUCCACAGCGUCGCUGGCGCAGAAGGCGAUGGGCGACGUGGAGCGUGCGGCCAGCUGGGGGCUCGCGCUCCUGCAGAUGGACGAGGCGACGCUCGCAGCGGCGUGGAGCACGCAGGCAGAGGCCGGCGCGGCGGGCGCGGCGUCGGCGAGCGGCGUGGCGGCGACGCAGCUCGCCGCCGAGCCGGCGUCGAAGGAGGACCAGGCGCAGCAGGGGCCGUCAUCGGCGCCGCCGCUGCCAGCGGCGGCUCGAGAUCCGGAGACGGAGCCGCCGACGGGCGGGAAGAGGCGGCGCAUCUACGAGUAGUCUGAUGCUCUUGUUCCGGCAUCGCGAUGGAAGUAGCCGACGAACUAGUAGCUGACCACAGCACCUAGCUGACGACAGUACGUUGGGUUCCGCUCCGCCCGCUGCCCGCCGCCCCGCCGCAAACCAUUCUCCCCCCACACACACUUUGAUAGCUGAUACCGUGGGCCCGCGCACCCCGUGGCCGCUGGGUGCAACAACGUCCUAUUCGAGAGAGGAAUCCCUGGGACCCUGUCAUGUGGGUGAACACUGCCCAGCCCCUGGCCUCCCUCUGUCGCGAUAGAGCCGCGAUGCGCGCCGAUGGCGAUACGCUCCGCCCCGCUCCUGUUACCUACCUGAGCUGUGCCCUGGUUUGUAGUAGUCUACCCCCCAAAACGAUUUCUGACCUC